AUGGCUUUCUCCAAAAUUGCCGCUCUCCUGGCAUCGGCCACCAUGGUCGCCGGCCACGGCUAUGUCUCGAGCAUUGUCGCCAACGGCCAGAACUACACCGGCUACCUCGUCGACCAGUACUCCUACCAGGACGACCCACCCAAGAGCGUCGGCUGGUCGACCACCGCCACCGACCUGGGCUUCGAGGAACCCUCCGAGUACUCCGACCCGAACAUCAUCUGCCACCGCAACGGCAAGAAUGGCCAGCUCUCUGCCGAAGUCAAGGCCGGCUCGGACGUGGAGAUCCAGUGGACUGAGUGGCCGGAGUCGCACCACGGCCCUGUCAUCACCUACCUCGCGUCCUGUGACGGCGACUGCAGCACGGUCGACAAGACGAAGCUGGAGUUCUUCAAGAUCGACGCCGUUGGUCUCGUUGAUGGCAGCAAUGUGCCCGGCACCUGGGCAACGGACAAGCUCAUCAAUGCUGGAAACCGCUGGACGGUGACCAUCCCCUCCUCCAUUUCUGCGGGCAACUAUGUCAUGCGCCACGAGAUCAUCGCUCUUCACUCUGCUGGCCAGGAAAAUGGCGCUCAGAACUACCCCCAGUGCCUGAACCUGAAGGUCACUGGUGGUGGCAGCGAUGAGCCUGAGGGUACUCUCGGCGAGAAGCUAUACACAAAGUCCGACAAGGGUAUCCUGGUCAACAUCUACACUACCUUGUCGAACUAUGUCAUGCCUGGACCGGCUCUGUACAGCAGCAACUAA
This is a messenger RNA of Penicillium argentinense, 744 nucleotides long. RefSeq names its product AA9 family lytic polysaccharide monooxygenase. The record is from RefSeq and is a predicted model, not a curated record. Lineage: Eukaryota; Fungi; Ascomycota; Eurotiomycetes; Eurotiales; Aspergillaceae. The transcript is spliced from 2 exons. Bases 1 to 744 code for a protein of 247 amino acids.